Messenger RNA from Entrophospora sp. SA101, 887 nucleotides. Lineage: Eukaryota; Fungi; Glomeromycota; Glomeromycetes; Entrophosporales; Entrophosporaceae. The record is from the annotation of a GenBank genome assembly.
UUGCUAGUGACUCUGAACGAUGGUCCCUCUAUGUUCCAGAUAUGCAAGAACCUGUAAAUCCGUGGUUUAUACCAGAUGAUGAAGGAGAAAAUGGUAUUACACAGAUUGUUGAUACUCAUAAUCAAAUGUAUCUUGAAGGGCCAGCACCUGAUAUAUCAGUUGUAACAUUAAAUUAUGUUCUGAAUAUAUAUUCAGUGGACUGUGUUGGAGAUAUAAAACCAAGAAAGAACGUUACACUAUUCCUUACUGAUUGUCAUGAGGUGAUGUUUAUUCGAAUUUAUAAAACAGAUAACACAACCACUGGUCUUUCAUAUAUGGUUGAUUAUACCAAUUGCUUGCACUUAAAACAACCUAAUGGUGAAGUCAAGGAAUACCCAAAUCAAUUGGUCAAAAUCAUAAGGGAGACUCACAUAUUGCAAAACGAAAUCAAAAUUAUGAAUAUUUUGAAAGGAACACCUAACAUCAUACAGCUUGAGAAACACUCAACUACUUGUCUUUUGCUUUAUCCACGAUGUUUUAAAAGUAUUCAUGAAAAAGGUGUUCUUCAUCGGGAUUGCCAUCCAUCAAACAUACUUUACUACAUUGAUGAGUCUAAUGAAUUGAAGUUUAUCUUAUCUGAUUUUGGUUACAGCAUAUUGUCUAAUGAUCAACCUGCUAUUUAUAAAGAAUUUCGUCCACAAGAUGACUUACACAUUUUAAUUCAUAAUAUUUAUUUAUUGAUGAACAAAACAAAACAUGAUACAGUUAAUCUUUAUAAUCUAAUUGAUAUCAAAACUUUUUGGGCUUCCAAAAUUUCAAAUGAACCCUGGGAUAAUAUUUUAAAACUUGCUGAAGAAUGUCAUAAAAAUACAAAUAAUGGUACCAUUGUUUUUAAUGUCUGGAUAUAA